Messenger RNA from Melanotaenia boesemani (Boeseman's rainbowfish), 1082 nucleotides. RefSeq lists its product as uncharacterized. The transcript has 3 exons. Gene Ontology annotation, molecular function: GTP binding. The record is from RefSeq and is a predicted model, not a curated record. Lineage: Eukaryota; Metazoa; Chordata; Actinopteri; Atheriniformes; Melanotaeniidae. Bases 97 to 951 code for a protein of 284 amino acids.
CAGGAAGUAUCUCAUUCUACCCUGAUAGUGUGUGUGUUUCAGAGUCAGGGUUUCUAGUUUCAGGUGUUCUCUUGGGCUGACAGAUCUGCAAAAGCCAUGUCCUGCAACAGUGAAACUAAUGCAAAGCGGAUGAUGGUGGUUAUAUCCAUGGUGGAAGAGUGGUCCUCUCUGAAAAAUCUGCUGCAGGUUAGUUCUGAAGAUAAUGAUCACCAGGUAGUCUUUAGUUCUCUGGGACCAAACCAAGUCUGCGACCUUAUAGUGGAGGGUGACUCUAUCAGCUUGCACUAUGCAGGAUUAAAAGAAGACAUGACAGAGGAGGGCAUCUGCCAGGUGAUAGAUAGCUGCUUUAAGUCCUGCAGUGAUGGAAUCUGUACAUUUCUCCUGCUGAUUCAAGGUGGAUGCUACACAAAGAAGGAAAGAAGAUUGAUAGACAUCCUGCAGACACAGUUUGGAGCUGAGGCUUUAAAAUAUCUUGUUAUUCUCUCUGUGGAAGAUGGAAAGGUUACUGACACACUAGAUGACACGCUCUUGGAUUUAAUAAAUGAUUGUGAUGGCAGAUACUGUCGAAUAACAUCAUCUACUGCAAGUGGCGGGCUGCAUUCAUUAUUCGAAAUGGUGAGCUACAUGCUGACUGAAAACUGUGUGGCUGGUUACACUGAAGCCAUGCUAGCUGAAUCAAAGAGAAGGUGUGCAGACGACUCGGCCAUGAACAUGCUUAAACAGAAGGUGGAAGAAUUAGAAGAGAGAGUGCAGGCUUUCCAAAAACUGGUUCAACAACAAGAGGUGAGAAGAGCAAGAGAGUUGGAGGAGCUAAAAACAAAGCAUGCUGAGGAAAGAAAGAAGGAAACAGCUGAAAAGCAGAAAUAUGACGCAAAGAGAGAGAGUCUUCAUGAGGCUGUAAUGAGCCACAGAGCCAUGCUGCAGCUCCAGAUGAGAGCAUCUGAUGUUUAAGAUGAUGAAGCAAAGAAGAUAUCUGUCAUUCUGUUGGGCCUCUCUGGCAGUGGGAAGUCUUCUGCUCUAAACCUAAUUCUAAACAGGGCUGGUAAUCAGUACUCAGUCAAUGGGAACAAUAACGAACCAGC